Messenger RNA from Didymella exigua CBS 183.55, 540 nucleotides. RefSeq lists its product as uncharacterized. The coding region runs from base 1 to 540 and encodes 179 amino acids. The transcript is spliced from 2 exons. NCBI's taxonomy places the organism in Eukaryota, Fungi, Ascomycota, Dothideomycetes, Pleosporales, Didymellaceae. The record is from RefSeq and is a predicted model, not a curated record.
AUGAUCUCAACUGCAUGUCUUGCGGAGCAGCAGGUGCGUCUGGCUGUACCUGUUCCUAUUCAAAGGGAGGCGCUUGAACUUCUUCAUCUACGUAGCGUGCGGUUUGCCAGCGAGGUAUCCGAGCGACGAGACAUUGACAUCAGCCGUUGGCCGGGAGUCUACGUCCAUCCUGGAGAAUUCAAGCCCCCAACGGCCAACGUCGAAGACGAAGGCGAAGCGUGGAUUCGAUUCCGCGACCGGUACAGGAGGCUACAGGCACAUCGUCAUUUGCCGAAGGCCGAGCGUAGGAAGAGGCAGCGAGAGAUCCUCGUGGUGUCCGAUGGCCAUUCAACGACGCACAAGACAUCCACAUCCGGACGUCCGGCUCAGACUGACGGGGCUUCUGUGAACGAAACCAUCAAGCUCAAGAUCGACGAGGCUCUCAGGGCGGCGAAGUCAGAGGACAAGAGAGAGGCCAUCCUGCAUUGGCUUAUCGUCAAGCUGGCUGUUCUGCUCGAGAAGAUAUCUGGUGGAGACGAGUGUGCGGUCACGACAUAUUGA